UUUUUCAAUUUUUCCUUGUUAUUGCUACCACAAUGAUUUGGGAGUAAAAGUCAAAUCAAUGGAAGUGGAUCCGCACGCUCUCUAAAAUAAGACAUAGAUAAUCUGUGCCUUUUAUAGAUUAGAUACUCUAUGAUUUUCUACAAUUUACACAAAAAACAAUUUGCCAAAAUUUCAUAAUUUUAGCACAUAAAAAAUAGUUGCUUCCUGUGCUGGAUCAGUUUCAAAUCUGCAAUUUCAAAACAUGUGGAAGCCAUGACCAUGUUGUCAGAAGUUGCUGUUCUGCUCUUGCUGAAUUGAUCUUGGAGUUGAAGCUAUGUUUCUUUGUUGGUGGCUGUAGUGAUUCCCUCCGCUAUCUCAUUAUUUUCAAUCAUGAUUUGAUGGACUAAAUUACCAAUUAGUUUUCUAAGAAACUUAUUUAUUAGUUUACAUUUCAAAUCAUAGUGUGACACUAAUGUUCAACAGAUAACUGAAUAAAUCUGCUAGGAAUAUCAUAUCCAUAUCAAAGACUAGAAUAUUUGGAUCAUUAAUUUGAGAUAAUUAGGAUAUAGGAAAAUGGCUCAAACACUUGAAGGUAUGAAGGGCAAAGGAGGAUCCAUCAAACUAGGAACCACUGGAACAAUCAGUUCCUUAAUGACAAGAGAAUUGGAUCAAAACUCUUCUGUAUCACACAAACAGAAGGUAUCUUCAAGAACUACUAAACCUAGAACACUUCCUGUUUCUGUUCCCUGUAGUAGUAAUACCGGUACAAGUGCGACCUCGAAAAGAUUACAACCAAGAAAGUCAUCAGAUGAAGCUAGUGGAAGUGGAAGUGGAAGUAGUAAAAAUACAAACCAUAGAAGCCAUGUUAUGUCACAGAAAACAAAAGCUAAUAGUAGUAGGAAUAAUACUCAUAGAAUACCAAUGCUAGGUUCUGCUGAUAAUUUUUCAGUGGAAAGAACUCCUAUCAGAGAGAAAAAUGAUAAAAAGAAAACUAACAUUGUUGAAGUUGUGGAUAUAAAAUGUGGCAAUGCAGAAAAGGCUUGGACUACUCCUUUAACGAGUCGUCUUAAGAAGCUCGGUUUCUCAAAGCUCUCUGAGAGCAUUAUCUAAAGCUGAAAGCUUUUCGUGUCGGACCUCAGGUUUCUGUAACUGAAAGCCGAGGUUCCGUUUGGCCUACCAUUGUCUGAUACAUCGACUAGAGAGCACAUACUUGGUAACAGCUUGCUACUUACUCGCUUUUUCUUCGUACUUUCGACUGCGGAUACAACUGUGCUUCUUGAAUUUGAGCUAUUGGAAGAACUUACAUCUGUGAUUUGAGACUUGUUCCUCUGUAACCUGUCUUGGGAAUUCGAUUCAAUCCGGCUGAAGUAAUCAAUUUCCUGCAUUAUCAAGGAUGCCACCGUGCCUCGGGUGCCUAUUUCUAUUGGAGGAAAUUCAGCCAUCUCCUUUGUGUCACUUUUGUCAAGGAUAGUUGAUUUAUGCAUGCUUUCUUUGGUUGGUAAUGAGGAGGGAGCUACUAAAUCUUCUUUUUUAAGAAGGGGUGUUUGUGGUUUUGUUCUAGUGGGGAAAAUGCAGAUACUUUGGGGCAUUUUUUUGGUUUCACAAGAAUUCUUCAUCUUAUGUUGUGUAUAUGAAAUGCAUGGCAUAAAGUUUGUGUAAUUAGGAAAUUGGUUGAUGACAUUAUGGUCACUGCAUUCAUGUGCUUGUAGUUAAAACACUCAGAUUUCUAACUACUAAACUACCCUUUUUAACUACUUUUUAAGUUACAUCAUAUUCCUAGGUACAUGCUAGCUCAUUGUUUGGGGAUUCAGGUUGUAUGUGGUCACAAAUCCUGUGUAAUCACAGUCAGCCACAUCGGUAGCUGUUGGAUCAAGAUUAAACGGUCUAGAUUUCAAACUUGUAUUUUGGAUUUAAGAAAAACAAAAAUUGCAAUGAAAUUUGGACCGUCUGAUCUUGUUUCAACGGCGACCGAUGUAGCUGACUGCAUGCUACACAAGAUUUUGACUGCACACAAUCCAAAUCUUUGUUUAGGACUAUUUGGGAGUGUGAGUGGAUUUAAUGGAAUUCAUGUGAAAGGUAAAAUAGGAAGAUCUCUUUAAUUGGCUUUUUAAGUAAGCUGGUUUUGUAUUUAGUGUCUUAAUUGGCAAGUAAUGGCAUGCUAAGUUGCUAAUUCAGUAAUGAAAGUAAGAGUACUUUUUUUCA
Molecule: messenger RNA, 2181 nt
Organism: Cicer arietinum (chickpea)
Lineage: Eukaryota; Viridiplantae; Streptophyta; Magnoliopsida; Fabales; Fabaceae
Source: RefSeq, a predicted model, not a curated record